AAUGCUUCAGCCCCACCUCCGCUGCUGGUGCCUCAGCACUCGCCUGCACCCAGAGCAGCAACAGUACAGGAGCCAGUAAUGGUGGGGAGGAGGAGGAGGCACGGCUGCUGCCUCUGCACAGAAUCCCGUCCUCAGCAAGCUUCUCAUGGCCGACCAGGACGGCCCGUUGGACCUCACCGUUAAGAAGAACCAGGCUGAUCCAGAGCCCAGCCAGCAGGAUGGCGUCCUAGACCUCUCCACAAAGAAGAACCACAGUGCAGGCAGCCCCAAAGCUUUGCCCAACUUCACCCCCAAACCUGGGCUCAAAGGACUUUCAAUCAAAGCAGAUCAUACCCUGCCAGAGGUGGAAGAGGAGGAUGGGCUGCUGCAGAAAAGUUUGCAGGAUGGAAUGAGGGAGAACUAUGUCAACUCUAACUCCUUCAAGCCCCCACUGGCCCGCUCACUGCGUAUUAAGGAAGAGCUUCUCAGCCAGAAGCAUCGCCUUCUGAGUCAACCUCCUGCUCUUUCAUUGUCUAAUCUAGAGUCAGCUGGCUUGCUCAGUCAUAGCCAGUCCCAUUCCUUGCUUGGCCAGAAGGGUUCUUCUUCAUUUUGGGGAAGUAAGGCUCACCUUGAAAGCCUAAUGAAGCUGAAGCAGGCCAGUGGAGCUUUGAGCGACCUCAAAGACCUGCCUACAUUCCUGGAGCAUCAACACCACAACCACCACGGAGCCUUCUCCUUUAAGAGUUCCCUUCAUCAUCACCACCACAAUCAGGUUUCCAAGGCCCAACAUCAUCACGUUGAAGGAAAGAGAGACCAAGGCCACUCUCCGCCUGUUGACCUGAAAAUCCCCCAGGUUCGGGGCAUGGAUCUUUCCUGGGAUUCCCAUUCCUCUGAGCUUUAUGGCUACGGUGCCAUGGGGGUCGGGGGUGGUGGCCAUGGGGACAACACCCUCAGCCGGAAGCUAAGAGCCAUUCUGCCAAAGCAGAACCGCCGAGGAGGAAGCCUUGGGAGCCUCUUGGAUGGGGCUGCUGAAUAUUGGAACUCAGACUUGGAUCACUCAAGUUCUGGGCCAGCGUACUCCAUCUCUGACGUAGAAGGGGACCCAAGCUCCAAGCAGCCAAGGAAGAAGAGAGGCCGAUAUCGCCAGUACAACAGUGAGAUUCUGGAGGAGGCCAUAGCUGUAGUGAUGAGCGGGAAGAUGAGCGUGUCCAAGGCACAGAACAUGUAUGGGAUCCCACACAGCACCCUGGAGUACAAGGUCAAGGAGCGCAUGGGGACCCUGAAGAACCCCCCAAAGAAGAAGCUCAAGCUGAUGAUGAAGAUGGAAGCAGGAGGCCAGGAGUUUCCCAACGAGUCGGAGAACACGCCCACUGCAACCCCACGAGGCGACGGUGCAUCGCUAGCAGCUGCCGAGCUCAAGGACAAUGUAAAAGAAGAAAUCGAUGAUGAUUUCAAACCGAUCGACUAAACGACUUACACAUGUAAACCUCAACUGACUUAAGUAAUUUGAAAAUGGAUGGGGCUUUAUUUGUGCCAAUUUACUUUGCAGUAUCUGGGUGAGCACAAAUGCAGGGAUUAUAUGAGGAGGAUUCUUAAACUGGAGAGACACAACUAAUCGGAUGGUUCUUAACUAGUGUCAUUUGAGCGAUGCUAUAGAAGCAUUUGUUCAGCUUUUCUAUCCAGGGGCUUAACAAAUGCAGCUAAAGACAUUAGGUAAAUGACAAUUAUUUACGCAUGCUGAUAAUCCCCAACCCCCCAAAAUUCUCUCCCGUCGUUUAUGAACUUGAUACACUGAAGCGUUGCUGCUUAUAAAUGCAAUCUGCUUUGGAUUAAUAUGAUAAUGAUGGGGAAAAAAUAAGGGGAAGGUUGAAAAUUAACUCCUUAGAAGAAGUGACAAAGUGGUCCCUUUAUCACUCCCCUCUCGCUCAUCAAGUACUAGCUCAAAAUUGCAACUGUAAGGUUUAAUCGUACCAUUGAUAUUCCUCAGUUAGGGUUCGGAAUCAAACCCAGUCUCUUAUUGCCAGGUAGCCAUGACGCUUUAACUGAAAAUCCUUUUCUUUCCUCCUUCAAAUAUUCUGCUAAUUUCCGUGCGGACGAAAAGCAAGAAUAACCCAUCCUUUUUAUGAACGAGAAGACACAAAAGUCAUUCAGGGAUGCAUGUUUGUGAGUUUCGUGGACACUACUGACUUCUAUAAUCGACUUCUUUUCCUCUAUCUUUUCGUUUGAUUUGUUUUGCUUUCUUUUGCACUACAUUUUGGGUCUGGCGCUUACAGACCAGGUUACCUCGGCAUUGUUGCCCAUGCAUCAUGCACUUAUUAUGGUCUGUCUCUGAAGCCCAGUCACAACUUUGCAAAGGGUCAGAGGUGCACAUCGCCUGCAUACGCUGAUUCAUAUUCAGAUGCAGGAGGCUUCUUUAACCCUCUUUUUUGCCAAGGGACAAUUUAAGGGGUGAUCUGCUUAUGGAUCAGCGGGUUUUUUUAAGGCGGAAUGCUACCUCAUGGACCUCCAUCAGUCUCUCACUGCUGAUCCUGGAAAGCCGGAGCCACCCGCAAAUGGUGACUAAAGUGAGCUCACCCUCUCAUGAAGAUCGUUACUGGACAAAUGCCUUUUAGGAUCAGAAUGUGAAACUGUGCUGCUACCCAGUUCAUUAUCCAGUUCCUAUAAAGGCUUUAGUUGACCUAAGCUAAUGGAUUUUGGCUUCUUAGCUAAUGACACCAUAUUGCUGAUGUUUUUUUUUUUCUUUCCUUUUUCUAAUCAAAACCAAGCAGAAGCAACUUACAUGAGUUUUAAAAGAAAUUCUUCUCCCUAAAACUUCAAAGAUGGUUUUAAAGGCAGUUUACUACAACAAUGUGCAUUUAUUGUGGGGUGUUCAGUUUGGGGUGGUGGGUGGGUAAUAUGCAGUGGGCAGGGGUAGUUGGUAGGUGGGGGAAAGGCAGAUUUUAAUAUAUUAUAACUUAUUAUGACUGACUAUGUAAAAGCCAAUCCAUGAUUCUGGGUGUUUUUUUUUCUCUCCUCAUUUUUAACUCAGGGUAACUGAGACAGAUGUGGAUUACAAAUAUGGUAAUUUCCUGUUGGACCUAAUAGUAGAUGAAAAGAGGACACAGCAAGCUUCUCACCAGUGCUUUGACUCUGGGAGGGCCAUAUGGAUAAUAUGGCAGUGCCAUAGCAGCAGAUAGACCUUUAAGGAAUACUGGAAAAGAACAGAACACUGAUGUUGGAUUUGUGGAUUUAUGGCGCUUAACCUCUAAGAUAGCACUUUUUAAACACAAGAAGAAAAACAAAGGAGGAAGAAAGUUUAAGGUUAUGCAUGCAGUGUAGCUCUUUUCCGAGGAAUACAACAGAGGGGGCAAUGAGGAGGUCAGAGAGAUGGCAUAAAAAAAGCUUUAGUGUUUCUGAAAGGUGCAGCUUGGACCCAAACUACUUAUUUUCCUCUCAAUUACCUCCACAAUUUAAAAAGAAAAGAAAAAAAAAGUUUGACAGCUUGAACAAGUUCAGUUUUGUGUAGUGUUGUCUCGUUGUUUUCCCCUCCCCUUCGUCGCUAAAUGUCGCUCUUCGCUCCUGACACUGCCUGGUGCUCACCCAGUCUGUGAGAUUUUUGACAUGAGAAUUGUAACUCUGCUCAGAUGAAAUGACGAUGAUUCACUCCUUUUGAAAUGUAUUGUACAUUUUAUUUAUUUGAUUUGAUUUUGUUUAUUCUCUUUUAACAAAUGGCAUGCACCACUAUUUUUGGCUGAUUAUGGGUUUGGGCCAAUUCCGAAUAUUAAUGUUGAGCGUAAUAAUAAUCCAACACAGUUAAGUUUUGAAUCAAUCACAAUCUAAUUAUGAUUAGAAUCAUUUACUACCUGUUGCGAUCUUCUCCCACCCCUGGGGUUACUGGCUGUCCACUUUGUGUGACUGCCAGGCAUGCAAAGCUAAGUGAAGUAACUAAAAAAAACAACAACAAAAAGUAGUAAUCCUGGAACAAUAUAGCCAGGAAUCAAUAUGCAUGAAAUGCGUCCAACACUUUGCCAAUGCUGAGCAUUUGAAGUGUCUAAAAGGUUGCCGCGUGCAUCAAGUUGGACCCAGCGAAGGACAAUGCACUGAUCUGAUAGUUAAAACAGGAUCAAAGCCUGAGUGGUGAUAGUAAAGCACUUGUUAUGAACCUGCCUUUGAUAAAAGGCACCAAAGCUGUGAAUGAAAGUAGGAACAAAACACAACUCACAUUGUGUUCCCUCACGCCAAUCUCCCUGGUCAUGUAAUACGUUUUUAAAAAAAACCCAAAAACCCAUUAAUGCAUUAUGUAAUUGGCGUCAUGUUUGCAUAAAUUAACUCAUUUGGCACUUUGACUGAGAUCCCCUGAGAGAGGCAAUUCCUUGAGGGCCAAACAAUAUCUGCUGUCUAAUUUAUUCAAGUGACUAAAUCAUCUACAAAACUUUCCUCUCGACCUUUCUUGAACCUGUUAUGUUACAGCUGGCUUUGGCUCUGUAUUUGUCAUUGCUUUCUAAAAGUACAAGUCCCAUUUUCAGCCUGAACUUAUCUACUGAGGUGCAUGCCAUUUAUAUAUACACAUAUAUUUAUUUUGUUUCUUUUUCUCUUUGGUUUUGUUGAUUGUUUAUAGUCAUGUGGUUAACCACUCCCCCUGUCCGAAAAAGUCCUCCUCCUUGCAACCGAGUCUCACUUAUGACCGUGUCUAUCUAUUUAUAUUCUAGACAAAAUAACAAACACUCAAGUUAAUGAAUGUAGUGACAUGAAUCCGUCAAACAGCGGUCUGCAGACACAUUCCGCUGUAGCUUGAUUUUUUUUAACAGACUGUUGCUUUCUCUCCUUUUGCUUUCUGCUGCUGUCAUUGGAAACGCAGUCGUUUUCAGUAGCCUUCAAUACUGCAAAUGUCUCAGGAUCGAGCCAGUGGGAUGGGCAGCAAUAUUUGUCAGUCGGAAAAUGGCGCAUGACUUAACUACCUGUACUAAAUUAGUAGACGUGUGUACGCACGCACGCGCUCACACACAACAUGUUAACUUGGUCAGUAGAGACCAAGUGCUAUACCUCAUUCUCAGAACUCCUUUCCGUGCCUCGUACUUUUAUGUAUCCCUUACCUGGGAGCUUGGCAAAGGUGUAGUUGAUACUCCGGGAAGUAUCCUUCACUGUUUCUUUGCUUUUAUAAGCUUUUCUUCUUUGUUUCGCCUUCACAUUGCAAAAAAAGACACGUCAAGUGUCUGACUGACCAAUACUUGCCACCCACCGCUUUUAAGGUAUUUUUUUAUUUGCGAUAAAACCUUAUAGCAUAGGGGAUUAUACAGCUAUCCCAGGUUUAGGCUAGUCUUAUAUGGGGAGAGUAAAACCCUCUUCCUACUAAAAUUCAAAACAUUUACAGAUUCAGUCAUCUGGUUUCACCCUGGAGGCAGUGAGUCAGGUUGGUUCCACCCUGGUUUGAGAGGGAAUCCGUUUUUUUAAAUAUACAUAUGUUUGUUUCCAAGUGUAACAGAACUCCAGGAUGAAACCUGACCAGGGUACUUUUUGUCCUUUUUCUUUCUCAAACCCAGAGAAAUCAGAGGCCCAGCAGUGGAGAUUGGGGGACAGGUGGACAAGUUAACCUUCCUUUAUGAGCUGUGAUUUAAAAAAAAAAAUCCUAAACAUUUGACACUGUAUUCCCAAACGAAACAAAAAAACGCAGCACGCACAGGAAAAUGUCCUUAACGAUGUUCAAAAUGAAAAAAAGCUAUAUCUUAUGAAUAUGUAUGUAUUUAUUUUUACUGUUUUUUGCAUCUUCAUGUAAGCUAAUCAGUUUCUCUUUGCUUUUCAGGUCGGUUUUAAUUCAAUUUGUGUUUUUUCUUCUGAGAGAAAGACUGACAAAGCUAUAAAAAGGAGUAAAAAAUGUCAAAAAAACAAAAAACAAGACAACUACUGUAACCUCACUUAUUAGACGACACGUGAUGCGCCGUUCUGUCAUUAGGGCGGUGCACGAUGUGGUGGGAUACCAGGAAAGAAAGAAUUAUGUAUAUGAUCGCCGUGCACCUCUCUGCAGAGAAGUUGCGUCUGUUUCUUAUUCUGUCACGCUGCAUAUCUGGUUGUCAUUUAUACCUCAGGUCUGACCACUUCAAAGCAGCUGAUUGUAUAUUAGAAACACACAAACCAGAAGAAUCAGGAUUUUUAGUACGGCUCGUUUCCAGAUUUUUAGAUGUAACUGACAUAAGCAGAUUUUGAAUAUUUUUUUUUCUUGUUGUGAUUGUUUGUACUGUUGUUCCUCAAAUGGCAUCUUUGUUUGUUAAACAAAAAAGAAAAAAGAUGAAUUCUUUAAAAGCCAGAAGCCAGGUUUCCAUGAAUACAGUUCUGUAUUCUUGCUAGCACAGAGCGCGCGCGCACGCACACACACCAAUAGAGACGUGACGCACCCACAGCAACACACAUUCUCGCUCCUCAUCAGGUAGCCACACUUUGUGUGGGCGGAUUAUAUGUAUAAUUAUGAAGCUGGAGUCUGCCGUGUCUCUUUUAGAAGCAGGUGGGUGUGUUUUGUCCACAGCCUGCAGAACAUCAGCCCUGCUGGCUGAUUUUGAUCUGGCACACUGGGGCACUGCAGGCACUGCCUCUGUGAAAAUCACUUUGUUUGUUUCUUGCCUUUCAACAAAGACUCCUUUUCCUUUUUUCUGGUAAAGGAAAAAUCCUCCCUACAGUUGUUCUGUUCUAAGUGGCCAGUCUGUGGUGUUUUGUGCAUUCCUGCAGUCUUUUUUAGAAGGUUUCCUUCAAACUACCCAGUCUAUUUUUGCUGCUGUAAGUGACAACCCUCAGUUCCCAGGACUUCUUUUCACGGGGCCUGGAGGAUGGGGAUGAAUUUAUUGGGUGGUGAGGCAAUAGAAAUGGAACAAUUUACAGUUGAGGGCUGCAUUGGGUUUUGGUUGGACGUGGGGAAAUCAAUAGCAGAACGUGCUGUUUAUUUGAUAUAGAAAGAACGUGUGGUAAAGCGUUGUAUCUGCUUGCCAAAAAGCACAAACAUGAAGGAUGACUUUUCGUCAAUAAAUCAUUUAAGUCUUAUUUAGAAGGCAUGUUCGAAGGAGCAUUUUCUUUAUCUGUUUUUAAAUAAAAUCCCACAUUUGACCUAUAGCGAGACACUUCAAAUCAUAUAAAGGCAAAGUAAGCAUUGCUCCUCGACUGUCUCUUGCAGGAUUGCAUGCUGGUCUCUCGGGACAAUUGGAGCUUUAGGCUUGGAUUUAUCUACUUAAAGACAAAAAUGAUUCUGCAGUCUAAAAACCAGCUGCAGGAAUGCACAGCAUAUCACCAGCAGUUAAAAUGAUGGAUUAAGUCCCCAGUCCAGAAUUAAUCCCAGUUUUGGACACAUGUCUGAGAAAAAUAUGCCCAGUGUGCUUUGGGAUGGAUUUUUCUUUUAACCACAUAUCCAAUUGCAUAUCCAAGAAUCAUUUUGCUCUCUUGCAACAGGAUCUGCUGCACUCAGAACACAGUUUUCCAAAGUAAGAAUCGGCAUCAACUGACAGUCACAGUUUUCCUCAUCCAUUGUAAGCUGUGCUGUUUCUCCUCGACGCUGCUAAGAGGUCUGUUGAAAUGUGCAUCUCCUCUGACGCGGAGCGUGAUGCCAAGUUUUUUAAAUGUCAAAGCGUUUGUGACAAGCAGUCACUCAGGAGCAGGCUGGCUUUGAAAGCAGAGCUGAGUACAGAUCUUAAAGGCCAGACACGCCUCUGGAAUGAUGCUGAUCUGCAGCAAUCAACACAACAGACUCCUUCACUCGCUGCUGUUUAAAAGCGUUAAAGAAAUGUUGACGUGCCAGGGUUUUUUGGUACAAAUCACAAACUAAUAAUGCCCUCCAAGGAUAAAAAGUUAUUUGAACAUUUUUCCAGUAGGCUUUGAUUAUUUUUAUGGGGCCGAAUGAAUAAGUGAUUACAUAAAGUUGUUCAAUCAGUGGAAUCAAGAGUGCCUUUUUGUAGACUCUAAUCUUGAAUUUGAAGACACAAUCUCAAAUCUAGUGCUCAAGGGUUGGUUUCUUAAUCAAGUAUAAUCUAACAACCUGUUUGAAAUUACAAAUUACUUGAAGAGUGGUAUUUUUCCUUCAAAGAAAACAUCGUGAGAUUCGGGUCAAAUUUGUAGGUUUAAAAUUUGCAGCCCCACCCUCCUGCUACCCUGCUUGAUUAGGUUACACCGUGAGAGGCACACAGGCACACUCUGUUCUAUUUUCCUUACCCAGCAGGCCUUUGCUGGUGUGCAUCUCAGCCCUCCUUACAGACAGUCAGAUAGAUGCAGUGGUCUGAGGAGGUGGAUGGGAGUGCAACGGUGAAAUCUAAGUGAAGUGGAGAAGAAUAAAGGCCGCCGAAGGUCGCCUUCCCCACCCCCACGCUACAGUUAAACAUCAGGCUUUUAUUGAGACGAUGCUGAAAUUCACUUCAGAACUCGAUAUUACUUUACUGCUGAUCUGAAGCUUUUAGGUACAAAAAUAGUUGACCAGAUUCAAUUUUUUUUUGGGGGGGGGUAUUUUGAAAAUGCAAUUCAGGGCUUUGUGAAGGAAAUCUGAGGUGCUCUUGUGUGUUGCCAUGACAAUCUUGCAGCAUUGUUCCUGUGUGGAGGUGUGUCUGGCCCUUUACAGCCACCUACAUGGACCAGCUGGUCUGUGUUCCUCUGAACUCAGAACCAGCUCUGCUGACCCCUGUUCACAAAGAUUUAGGGUCUAAUUUGGAUAUUUUAGUAGAACUUAAGCAGUGCAGCAGAUUCAUUAGCUUUUGUCUAGUGUACUUUGUGUUGAGGGAAAUGCUGCCGGACUAAGACACGAUGCUACAGACCACAAAGAUUGCUCGUCUCUGAAAUUGUUGCUACCUCAGUCUGUCAUGUCUGUAGCAAACUAUUCAGAUGCAGAGAAGUCAGCUGCGCAAGGCUGACUUGAAAACUGAAGCGUAUUUCCACUUAGGUAAAGUUAAACUCAUUUUUCAUUCGUUCCCAGGCUGUACAUCCAUGUAAAUCUUCAUCAGCCCUUUUCAGGGAGCUCUGGUGAAGUUAAAUGCUGCAUAGAGGAUUUUAUCAGGCUGUUGGUUUUUUCCUUACAGAAAAUGUGUCAGAUUUUGACUUUCCUAUCUAUAAAAAGUUUCCAGUGAUGCUCUGUCAUGCCGGUGCAUCUCUUUACACACUUCUCUGAACACUAAUCAUCAACUCCUUGGAUACCGUCACUUUUUGUCCCGUGGUUAUGUGUCAUUCUCACAGCAUCUUUGGUCAUUGGAGCGUGAGCGCUGCAGGGCUGACAGGGCCUCAUUUGUUCCCAGAGAAAUGGGGCGUUCCUGGGCCGCUGCAGGUCUGUCACCUUUCUUCAGGCCCUUUCAGAAACAUCAUUUCCUUCUUCUUCUUCUGGUGUUCUGUUUUUAUUCUGGUAACUCUUCACAGAGGCUUUGCUUUGCUUUUCUUGGGUUAACUGUGUACAGAUUUGUUUUUUAAAGACAGGGCUUGAGGCUCUUUUAGCAACAAGGAGAUCAUUAUCCUCUGAAAUACUGAGUCUUUCUAGAAGGACAAGGUUAACAUUUCAGCUGUAGUGUAAAUUUUAUGAACUCUCCCCAAAAUAUACUCAGUGUUUUAAAGGUUUGAUCUCUUGUUUUGAUGGUUCAGGGUAAUGAGCUUUGGCUUGGCUUUUGGUUUCUAUGUUUAAAAGAAAAAAGAGAGAGCAGGAGCGAGAAAAACAAGAAAAAAAGUGAGCAGGCGUUGUGUUUUGUUGAAAUCUCCCGUGUGUUUUCUGAGAUCCUCUUGUUGCUUGUUUUUGCCGUCCUUCACGUUAUGACGUUCGCUUAAUUUGAACUUUGGCGUCUUUGACAGCCACGUACCUUCUCUGUUACCUUCGAGUUAUGAAGUCUACACUACAUGCAGAUAACCACGGCCGCCGGUGUAUUUUUAGUCAAGCUGAACAACACUGGCUCAUGAGUAAGAUCGAUUGUCAGGUCAGACAGACUGGCACUUGCUGAGUGGAUAUUGGAGUUCAGUCGUCAGACAGGAAGUUUGGUGGGUGAGAUACAAAUUCUCAAACUGUAAAGAAGAUUAAAUGUCACGAGACCUCACACUCAUCUGGAAGCAAGAACAUCACUUGAAAGGGUAUUUUAUUGUUUUUGAUGAAUUCUGUACUUUGUUUUUUAGCCAAAUACUUUUCCAGUGCUUUAUAAACAGCAAGGAUUGUAAAUCUGAAUAACUCAUAGCAGGGGAGGCUCACACAGAGCUCGUUUAACGGCCCAGCUCGUUGGUUCUCCGGAGAUCUAACUCGGACUGUUGCCUUCCCAAAUGUCAAAAUUACAGGAAGCUGCUCCAUUAAAAACAAGAAGAGAAAAAAACAAAACAGAACGAGCGCUUUGAAUCCAUGUGCGGGAAAAAUAACGCUGUGUUUGUUCUUUCUUUUAGUCUUUGAUGAUGUUCUUUUUUUUUUCAUCUUGGUGUUUUUGGUGCGCAAAAAUGUAAAAAAGAAAAAAACUUACAACACAGAAUACCUCAGAAAAGAAAUCCAUGUAACCUUGACGACCUCCUUAUAUUGUCAGACCCUGUCCAUCAACACUCAUCUCUGGACACUUUCAUCUCCAUUUUUGUCAUUUUUCUUUGUUCCUCCUGCCAAAUGCAGUGCGUCGUAGCCAGUAAAGGUUCCACAAGUUUGCUUUGUCUAUUUUUUUUAAAACACUAAUUUAGCUUCACAUUCCCGCAUGUUCUAUUUUUUAAUUUGUCGACAUUCUUGGUCUUAAUCCUUUCACAGCCCACACUGCAUUGAGCUGUUGUUUUCAAGACAAUUUUAAACACUGCUAUUUCCCUGUGGCUCGGAAAGAUUCACAGAAGACAUUCUUUGAAUCCCUGUAAAAGAUGGAAGUUGAAAAAAAACAAACUCUCCAGUCUUUUGUUUCUCCAAGUGGGUUUGCUGAUAGAAUGAAGGCCAAUGCUGUAUGUGAAACACUUGAAACCACACAUUCCCCACCUUGUUCCCUUUGCAUACCUCUUUAUCAACUUUUUAUUGUUGUUAAAAACUGAAUGUAAGAAAAAAAACGCAAACACAACAAACCUCUAAUUUAACUAUACAUAUUUAAGAAUAAAAGAAUACUCUAUAUGUGCACAUAGAUAUACCUAUACAAGCCCCACACAGACAUAAACACAAAUGCAUAUGUAUAUAAAAAUCUCUAAUGUCAUAUACUUUUAUCUUGAAAAGGAAGAGGAUGAGCCUUUUCCAUUGAUGAUUCAGGGAAACAAUACAGAAGUCCAGUGCAGUAUGUUAGGUGAAAUCGCUCCCACUCUGUCACUUUUGGUGUUUGUUUUCUUACUCUGUUCUUGCUUGCUAUUUUCCCAUGAUGUAGCAUAGGGCAAAGGGGCAGGGCGGCUCAAGGUUGUUGUUUUUUUUUGUUAACAGACGAUGUAGUGAAACUAGGAUCUUGUGUAGUUGUAGUCUUUUUAGGCCUGAUUCUGUGAAAUGGGGGGGAUGGGUGGGUAAGCGGGUGGGUUUCUUUCUUUUUUUUUUCCUGAAGCGGACACUGUAAAGACAGUAUAUGUAUGAAGAUGACUUAGAUAUGAAGUCACACUGGGUGGGUUGAAGGGCUGCAGGGAGGGUGAUGGCUUAUCUUCAGGAUGGUCGUGUAUAUAGAUCGGCUUUACCCAUCAGUCCUCGCCUGUUUUUUCACAGGUGGGUUGGAAUUGUAUACUGAAGGCACUGAGAAUGAACGGUUUUGUGUGUUUUUGUGUCUAGAUAAGAAAAGACUGUUUUAAAUGAAGGAAGUGGAGGGGUGAUGAACCCUGUUCAGGUUGUCCACAAAAGCCAACGGACAGCGAAGUUGUUAGAAGAAGCGGCUCCCUCGAAACACCGCUUUGCUGGGAGUGAUGGAUGAUUUCGUGGACGUUGACACUCUUGAUAUUUUUGCAUGCUGGUGUACAUACCCCUCAGUCCUUUAUUUGAAGAGGCUGGUUAAUCCAAAAGCACUAAUUUUCUUUUGGAUGUUGUCCGCAGGACAGAUUCGGAUGUUCUGAAUAUAAAAUAUAGCCCCCCAAGGAAAAAAAAAAAAUCCCCUUUCCUAAGAAGGAGCACCUAAGGUGUUUGUUUGUCACUGCAACAGCUUUCGUAGUAGUUUUUGGCUAAAGCUCUUUUGCAAUCAUUCUGUUUUCCUUGUGUAAAGUAAUUUUUUUCAAGUGUAUGAGUGUGAAUGUGUGUGCCUAUGUAAGAAACAAUGUGCAAAGCUUGCUUCUUUCGAUUUCUUUUUUUCCCCCCUCAGUUCAACCAUGUUUUCGCUUCAGAGUUGUUUUUAAGGAACAUUAAUCUUUUUGUGCUCUUACGGAAACUCAAUGAAACAGUGUGCAAGUUUGAAGAACUGCAUCUCUGUCUGUAAAAGAUGCCUCUCUCUGGGCGCCUUACAGACCUAAAUUGCAUUACCCAGACACCCUCAGGGACCCUUGACAACACUGCUCUCACUCUUAUUCAGGUACUUAAUCUAUACCGAGGCCUAGCAGUGAUCAACUUUAACUAUAGUUUAUUUUCAUUAGCCCGUUCCUAUGAAAACGAAUUACAGCCAAAAUUUGAUCCGAAACAGUCUGUCUUGCCCUCUACUCAUGGAAUUACGUCUCGUUUUCUAUCCUUACAUGUCUCUUUUUGUAACCUCUGGAUAUGUUUAGUAUGUUCUGAAUGUUAGCUGUCUUCUCAGUUCAUAACCACUGAGUCUUUGUAAGCACUCUGUUCUCUCUCUGACUUGCGUCAAGUGCCAUGGCUUUUGCUCUGUGCAGUAAUCAGGAAUCGAUUAUUGUCUUGCUACGAAGCACCAACCUAACAGUGACUUACACCAAGCUAACCUCUUAAAAUAAACACGUCAGACAAGUGCACAUAACAGUGGUUUGGCUUUAAAAUUGUCUUUAAAGCCGUCCACGGUCCUUUAUAAAUGCUGGUUUAAAAACCAGAGAAGAUACAGUAAGCCAUCUUCAGGUAUCCCUCUGGUUUAAGUGCUAACCUUGUUUUUCCUCCACCACCUGUGGAGCCACACACAACAGAGAAAUGUGAUGGAUCUGCCUUCAGUUCUUCUAAAGCUUCAGGGAAAACCUAGUAACCCUCUCUACAAAGCUAAGCCGACUCUUGUGUCACCAAACCUGCGGCUCUGUUCAGGAACGAGGCGAGUCUAACUUGGGUAGAAAUAUCUGCUGGGCAGUUUUCAGUGAUGUUGUGCACAUUUGUUGUGUGAUUUUGUUUUUUAAUUUCUUUUUUUUAAAAACAGCCACUCAUCUCUGCUGUGAUUGGUUGAUGCCUCUGCUGGAUGUUAAGUGUUUGUGUUGCUUCGCACAGCUUGGCGGAUUCCAAUGUCUGUUUUAUGCUAAGAAUUAGUCAUGCAAAGCAGUUAUUUAUUGGCCUGGUCUUGAUGACAGGAGUGUAGUAUACAUAUUGCCUAAAUUUUGUACCUCUUACAACAAUCACAUCACUGAUGUUUGGUGAGAACUAUGUAAAGCUGUAUUUCAUGUUAGAGCUCUUGCGAUUACUUUCUACAUUCCUAAUGUUGGUUUUGGUAGUAACCUGAUUUUGUUGUGAUAGAAAUAAAUCUGAUUGGUUUGGAAAAAGGCUUGUAAUAUUUGGUAGAUGCAAGAAGUGUUGUCCAGGGGUUUAGACUUUAGUUUGGAUAGAACAACAAACCUCUUCUUUUCUUGUUCUCGGUUUUUGUCCUGCUGAGGUUUCUAAGAUUUCGUAAUCUCACCUCGGUUCUUAACGGGUGGCUGGACGCCCCGAGACGGGGUCUGCUGGGCUUCUUUUUUUGUUUUCCUCUUUUCCACUGAGAUUUUGUUUUUGGGUUUGACGAUAUACCUCAUUCCUUCAGUCCAGCGGGCCCUCGGGGGGGCGCUGUGCCGAUGCUCAGGAUGCUCAAGCCCCCUUUCACGGUUUGGUCCCACCUGGACUGUACCUCUCAUAAACACGUAUAAACACACAUACACACAUGCAUGCACACUUACAUACAGGUUCUCCAAAUACCCCGAUGGACCUCAUUUUUCAAUAUCUACUGUUUACAGUUUGACUAAAAAACUAAUUUAAAAUAUUUUCUCAUAUUGUAGUUUUAUUUAUGUACAAUGUACAAUUUGUUUUUUGUUUGUUUUCAUUCUAUUUUGUACCUUGUGAGUUGGACUUCUAUUCUUCUAGACUUCUGUUAUUAAUGUCCAUGUAAAUGAGCACUUAACAAGGAUCACAAUAAUCGGUUUUAGUUUGACUGACAAUUUUAUUUUCCCCCUUUCUCCCUGUUUUGAAUGCAAAAUCUGAUUUUUUGUUUGGGCUAAUGAAUAAAAAAUGAUCUCAUAAUGUCUGUGAUUUUUUUUUUAUAUAAAAAGAUUAAAGAUGAUGAUUUGAGUUCCUUUGUUUAAUUUUUUUUAAAAGUUUAUUUUGCAUUAAAUAUCAGGCAACGCUGAUUAUAUCUGUCUUUGUGCAUGUGUAAAAUAUUUUACUGGUUAUGUUAUAUUCAAUUUGGUAAAAAAGGAAAAAAAAAGAAAAAAGAAAAUUGCCAUUUUUGCCACACAUUUCAGCUGUAAUGUUGUGUAAGGUAGUAUUCACUGGAUGCUAGAAACUUCUUUUCAAAACCACUAUUCUUCUAAUAAAUUUUGUUGUGAAAAUA
Molecule: messenger RNA, 14522 nt
Organism: Oreochromis niloticus (Nile tilapia)
Lineage: Eukaryota; Metazoa; Chordata; Actinopteri; Cichliformes; Cichlidae
Gene: lcor
Product: ligand dependent nuclear receptor corepressor
Exons: 3
Coding region: 146-1447 (433 amino acids)
Biological process (GO): regulation of transcription by RNA polymerase II
Cellular component (GO): nucleus
Molecular function (GO): DNA binding
Source: RefSeq, a predicted model, not a curated record